AAUUAACCACGAGAUCGUUCCAAAUGAUGAUUGGUAGAUCCAAAGUUUCUUGACCUGGACAAAUCAUGAUGAUUGGUCACUUGAAUAUAAACAUUGCCGGAUUGGCUAUCUAAAACAGCGAGGCAGGCCCCAAGACUUGGAAUGCGGCGCGCAAACUUGACAAUAAGAAAAUAUGCGACUCUUGCGUGAAGUUAACGAGGUACACAUGUUCGCGGUUAGCCAAAGGAAUUUGGCCAUUGUAUUUACAGAUUAAGACGAAAGAAAAUGUAGACGGAAAUUUACAUUUGGGUCAAAACAAAUGCAAGUCGCUACAAGCUAAUGCAUGUUUCAACAUUGAUGUCUAAACAUAUAAAUGUACCAACAAUAUUUAAAUUUUCAAUCUUCAAUACAGGAAUAGGAUUUUUAUUUUAUUUUCUUACAAAAUAAUUAUAUUUAUGGUAAUUAUUUUGAGUACCCAGCUAUAACCUGAUGGGUUAUUUAAGCCGCGUACUAUAAAAUAAAAUUCUAUGAUAUGUCAUAACUCAUAUAAGGUUAGCUGAGAACAUACUAUGUCACAAAGAUUUGAGCUGAUCUUACUGGCAUUUGUUUUACCUGAAAAAGUCAUUCUUCCACCAUGGCGUACUGCUCUGUUGGUGACUUCUACGCCGGCAAGACGUUGAUGAUCACUGGUGCCACUGGCUUCAUUGGUAAGGUGCUGUUAGAGAAACUCCUUCGGUGCUGUCCAGACAUCAAAAAGAUAUUCCUCCUUGUCAGGAAAAAGAGGAACAAGGGAGCUGCCGCCCGCAUCAAAGAGAUCACUUCUGGCAUAGUAUUUGAUAAAGUUAGGGAAGCCCAGCCGAACUUCCGGGCAAAACUAGUCCCAAUUGAGAGCGACCUCAGUGAACCCAACCUCGCCUUAAAAGAAGAAGACAUCAGGACACUGAAGGAAGAGACAGAGCUUGUAUUUCAUGUUGCAGCCACACUCAGAUUCGAUGAAAUACUAUCAAUCUCCCUCCGAAUGAACGUGCUUGCCACCAGAAAGAUAUUACAACUCAGCAAAGGGAUGGAGAAAUUAUUGGCAUUUCAUCAUGUUUCAACAGCAUAUAGCAACUGUGACAAAUCAAGAAUAGAAGAGAUUGUUUACCCCCCUCCCGUCGACCCAUGCAAGAUCUUGGAUGCUGCAGAAUGGAUGUCGGACGACAUGAUGGAGGCGUUAACUCCCAUGCUACUGGGGAAGAGGCCAAAUACAUACACCUUUACCAAGGCUCUGGCAGAGUAUGUGGUCAAAGAAGAGGGUAAAGGAAUGCCAAUUUGCAUCACUAGGCCGUCUACUGUUUUAGGCUCGUGGAAAGAACCAUGUCGUGGCUGGGUAGAUAACAUAUUGAGUGGAAGUGGACUCAUGGCUGCUGUUGGUAAAGGUAUGGUAACAACAGUGCUCAGUGAUCCAAAUGCUAUUCUUGAUGUAAUUCCUGUCGAUGUUAUAGUAAAUGCAAUGAUAGGUGUGACGUGGUACACAGGCGUCCACAGGCCUGCCAACAUCUCAGUCUAUAACUUGGUCACCAGUCCCGUUAAUCCAUACAAAUUAGGUUCACAUUGGGCUAAUAUCCUAGAUUGUCUCCGGAAAGUUCCCCUGGAAAAGGGAAUUGGACGACCAAUGGUUCAACUCACCAAAUACGAGGUUGUAUUUGAAUGCAUGAACAUGAUAAACGGCAAGAUACCGGCUUUUUUCAUAGAUUGUGCAUUGAAGCUAACGCGACAGAAACCUAUGAUGAUGAAGAUGAACCAAAGGAUCGUAAAGCUGGUUUACGUACUGAGGCCCUUUUUGUCGAACUCUUGGGACUUUGGCCAUCAUAAUAUAGAAGCUCUUUCUGCUGCAAUGAACGAGAAAGAUAGGGAGGUAUUUUUCACUGAUGUGAGCACGCUCGAUUGGCCGUCAUAUGUAAAAGCCCACGUAAUCGGUGUCAAGAGAUACAUGCUAAAUGAAGAUAUGGAAAAACUGCCUGCAGCACACGGUCAUCAAAGAAUGUUGCGCAACCUCCGAUGGGCCUUCAAUACUGUCCUCGCUGUCAUCAUUUGGCGUAUCAUCAUGACCCGGUCAAAGGUCGCCCGGAACUUCCGGACCUUUAUAAUCAACGUUUUGUUCAGACUCAUUCGAUGCUGUCGCGUGCUCAUUACCAUUAUUACGUCCAUGGGUAGCUCUCAUUGAACAAACGUUGCCACCACAUUGUGUUAAAUGCGGUGGCAGGUGACCUGUGAUAGGCAAUAUGAAGAUUCUUUGAUGUACAGAGUCACUAAUUCAUUUAUACGUGUAUAUCAAGAGAAAUGCGCCCUCUACGCUCGUUGAUUACAGCUAUUUAGAUUUAAAGAAGAAUGAAACCUUUG
Lytechinus variegatus (green sea urchin) is the source of this 2361-nucleotide messenger RNA. RefSeq names its product fatty acyl-CoA reductase 1-like. Lineage: Eukaryota; Metazoa; Echinodermata; Echinoidea; Temnopleuroida; Toxopneustidae. The coding region runs from base 614 to 2185 and encodes 523 amino acids. Gene Ontology annotation, molecular function: alcohol-forming very long-chain fatty acyl-CoA reductase (NADP+) activity. Gene Ontology annotation, biological process: long-chain fatty-acyl-CoA metabolic process. The transcript is spliced from 13 exons. Gene Ontology annotation, cellular component: peroxisome. The record is from RefSeq and is a predicted model, not a curated record.